Molecule: messenger RNA, 2947 nt
Organism: Humulus lupulus (European hop)
Lineage: Eukaryota; Viridiplantae; Streptophyta; Magnoliopsida; Rosales; Cannabaceae
Product: probable receptor-like protein kinase At2g23200
Exons: 1
Coding region: 261-2753 (830 amino acids)
Biological process (GO): protein autophosphorylation
Cellular component (GO): plasmodesma; plasma membrane
Molecular function (GO): ATP binding; transmembrane receptor protein tyrosine kinase activity
Source: RefSeq, a predicted model, not a curated record
UGGUUCACGUGUCUGAUCUAUAAAUAAAAAGGGGUACUUGAGUCAAUAGCAUACGUAAUAGUAGGAUAGCAUCCUUUCUUUGUUUCUUUGAUUUUUCUCGGUUGAAUAUUCUUCUAAUUGUAUAGAUGAAAAGUCAACAACUGAGUCUACUCUGUGUGUAUGUAUGGUCCUUCUUCAACUACAAGCUCUACCAUUAUCAAAUGAGAGUGAUACUUGUGCCUUAAACUAUUGAGAGAGUAGUAGUAGUAAUAGUAGUAAUCAUGGAAAAAUCUCAGAGCCACAGAAUCCAUAUCCCAGUAUAUCCUCUACUUCUUUUCCUUGUUCAUUUCUCAACCCUUCUUCACUUGAUCUCUUCAGAUUAUGUUGUUCCAGAUAAAUUCUUCAUCAAUUGCGGGUCAAAUGAAGGUGUUAACGACAACGGCCGAAACUUCAUCGGAGAUGCAAACUCUGGUUCUUUCUCUACUCCAAAGUCAAGCAAGACUGUCAAACCCACCAACCAGUUGGGGAACACAUCAGCCCUGUACCAAACAGCAAGAACUAUCCAAGAAGAAUCUUCAUACGGGUUCGAAUUUGAUAAUGUUAAAACCACUUACCUGGUACGCCUCCAUUUCUUUGCCUUCGCAUCCCAACCUAAUCUCUCUACAGCAGUUUUUGAUGUUUCAGCUUCUGGGUUUUUGCUCUUGCAUAAUUUCACUGCCGAAAACAGUACAAACUUGCCAUCGAUAAAGGAAUUUUUUCUCACCACCCAGACCAAGAAGCUCCGAAUAAAUUUUACACCUAAAGAAUCAUCUUUUGCCUUUGUAAAUGCCAUAGAAGUUUUCCCUGCCCCUCCUCUGAAUUUCAGCCUCGAUCGAGCUCACAAAGUUGGUGAUCAUUACAAAAUACCAUCCUCUUCAUCUUUGCAAACAGUUUACAGAAUCAAUGUUGGAGGAGAUGAAAUUGCAUCAGGUAGCGACACAAUAUGGAGAAACUGGAAAACUGAUGAUGUUUAUCUCCAAACUAAGAACACUGCAAUGAAUAGCCAGUUUUACUCCAACAAGCCUUAUUACCAGUUACCAGAUAGUAUGUAUGCUGCUCCGGAUUUGGUCUACCAGACUUCAAAAGAAAUGAAUCCCAGCGCAAGCAGAGGAUCAAAAAUAACUUGGAGUUUUGAUGUAAACAAGACUGCUGGACACUUUGUAAGAGUACACUUCUGUGACAUAAUUAGUGUUUCGCUCAAUGUUCUUGUGUUCAAACUUUAUAUAAAUGGCAACUUCAGCGUGGAGAUCAAUUCAAUGGACUAUGUCACCCAGCUAGCUGCCCCUUUUACCAUUGAUUUUGUGGUUCAUUCUUCCGAUUCUGGAGUCAUGAACAUCGGCAUAGGCCUUUCAAAUUCAAGUUCAGAGCCAAAUGCCUUUCUAAAUGGACUGGAAAUAUUAGAGAUAAUGGAUGGAACGGCUCCAGUUCCCAUAGAGCAUGAGCCAAGUAAGAUAAGCAUUCCUACAAUAGUUGGUUCAGCUCUGGGAGGAUUAGCUCUUGUUUUGGUUUUGAUGAUGGGAUUCUUCGUAUGUUACAAACGUAGAAAACCGAAAACAGUCGAAAAUUCAAGCUGGGGUCAUGUCCCUACAUAUGGAGGAGGGAGCUCUCACAGCAGGGUGACAGAGCUGACCAUCAACGGCUCUCCUGUUCCGAAUCUAAUUCUGGGGUUGAAGAUUUCUUUUGCUGAACUCCAGUUAGCAACAAAGAACUUCAACUCCAAACUUGUAGUUGGUAGAGGUGGAUUCGGACAGGUUUACAAGGGAACCCUUUUAAACGGUACAAAAGUAGCUGUGAAGAGAAGCGCGCCUGGUUCAGGUCAAGGCUUCUCUGAGUUCCAAACGGAGAUAAUGGUUCUUUCCAAAAUCCGCCAUCGCCAUCUCGUCUCCUUAAUUGGGUACUGCGACGAAAGUUCAGAGAUGAUAUUGGUAUACGAAUUCAUGGAGAAAGGAACCUUAAGGGACCACCUUCAUGAUCCGAAACUUCCUCGUUUAACAUGGAAGCAGAGACUUGAAAUUUGUAUAGGCGCAGCCAGUGGUCUCAACUAUCUCCACAAAGGCUCAUCUGGGGGAAUUAUCCAUAGAGAUGUCAAGUCCACCAACAUCUUGCUCGAUGAAAAUCAUGUUGCUAAAGUGGCUGACUUCGGACUCUCCAAAUCUAGUCCUCUCGAAGAUACCCAUGUGAGCACAAACGUCAAAGGCACUCUGGGUUAUCUAGAUCCGGAAUACUUCAGGUCCCAACAACUGACAGAAAAAUCAGAUGUUUACUCAUUUGGGGUUGUUCUUCUGGAGGUUCUAAGCGCGAGACCCGCCAUUGACACACAGCUACCAAGAGAGCAAAUGAACUUAGCUGAUUGGGCAAUGAAAUGCAAGAAGAAAGGGGUGAUCGAAGAGAUUUUGGAUCCUUCUAUAAAGUAUAAUAUCAAUCUCAACUCACUGAGAAAGUUUAGCGAAACGGCUGAGAAGUGUCUGCAGGAAGACGGGUCUAGCAGGCCUGCCAUGAGCGACGUGAUAUGGGACCUUGAGUACGCAUUGCAGCUGCAACAAACGUCAGGACUCAGAGAACCUCAAGAGGACAGUACAACCACAGCUUCGGCGUUCGUGUUACCGGAUGCCCGGAGGCUUCCAUCGAUCGGGUCCAACUAUGAAAGAGAUGAUACGAUUGCCAUGAGCGCCGAUUUCUCAAGCUUGACAGCUGGUGAAGUGUUUUCCCAGUUGAAAAUGGACGACGCUAGAUAAGUCUUGUUCAGUUUCCGAGUCCCCUUGGUUUCAUCUGUUUUCUCCUCAUUUUUCUUCUAAUAUCGAACUGAAACGCAUAAAAGUCCUUUCCUAAAGCUCUCGCUGUAAUUCUAAUACUAUGUACAUUUCUUGUGUGAUGAAAAAAAAAUUUUAAUUUAAUAUAUUAAAAUUAAUGCCCAAGGCAAUUUUACCUA